GGACAAGUGAUGUUGCACGCAGAGCCGGUGGUUGGAGCAGUGGGUGAUCAGUUUGCUCAGGUUUAAUCAUCGAUUAUGUCAUGGAAGUGCAGCCAAGGUUGGCCCAAUGUGGUUGUUGGAUAGUUGAGGGGGAGAAAUCUACCACUUGCUUCCUUCCAUUUUCAUACAUAAAUGUUGCUGGAGCUGUGAUGCCGCUGUAUUGCUGUCCUGUGCGUUAUCAGUUACAGUAUCCCAGUUGUUAACCAUCGUCCAUCGUCGACGUAUCGUAUCACGGGAGAUCUGGUCAAGUUAUUGUCAGACUAGCCGCCGAACAGCACAACGACGACAAUGUCGAGGUCUAUGCUGAAAGACUCUCCAAAUGCUGCACUGGAUAAGACAAUUUUGGGCAGGUAUAUGGAUCUGCCCCAACCCGAGGACAAAGUCCAGGCUAAAUACAUCUGGAUCGAUGGAACUGGCGAGGGCAUGAGGUCCAAAACGAGAACUCUAAACUUCGUGCCGAAACAUCCGUCAGAGCUUCCAUGGUGGACGUACGACGGGAGUUCGACGUACCAGGCAGACGGUGCGAAUUCUGACAUCUUCCUGUACCCAGUGGCAAUCUACCGGGAUCCAUUCCGCCGAGGUCACAACCGGUUGGUCCUCUGUGAGACCCUGAACAGCGACAAGACCCCAACGAGAACGAAUCUCCGUCACAAGUGUAACGAAGCGAUGGAAGCAAUUAAGGAGCUGGAGCCCUGGUUCGGCAUCGAGCAGGAGUACACAUUCUUAGAUUUCGAUGGAAGACCCCUGGGCUGGCCAAAAAACGGCUUCCCAGGACCCCAGGGUCCCUACUACUGUGGUGUAGGUGCGGAUAAAGUAAUUGGAAGGGAAAUCGUCGAGGCACACUACAGGGCUUGCCUCUACGCCGGUGUCAAUCUCGCUGGUACAAACGCAGAGGUCAUGCCAUCGCAGUGGGAAUUCCAGGUUGGCCCCUGCGUGGGAAUUUCUGGAGGUGAUGAUCUGUGGAUUGCUCGUUUCCUUCUGCACCGUAUUGCUGAGGAGUACGGAGUGAUCGCCACCCUGGACCCCAAGCCAGUUGAUGGUGCAUGGAAUGGAGCUGGAGCCCACACUAAUUUCUCGACGAAGCUCAUGAGACAGGAUGGUGGCAUCGCCGAGAUCAAUAGGGCCAUUGAGAAGCUCAGCAAGCAGCAUCUUCGUCAUAUCCAGGCGUAUGAUCCACGUGGGGGAAAGGACAAUGAGCGUCGUCUCACUGGCAAGUAUGAGACUAGCAGUAUCCACGAUUUCAGUGCUGGCACUGCCAACAGGGGCUGCAGUAUUCGCAUCCCCAGGGGUGUCGCUGAGGACAAGAAGGGAUACCUCGAGGACAGAAGACCAAGCAGUAACUGUGAUCCUUAUGCUGUCUGCAAUGCACUCGUUCGCACUUGCUGUCUCAAUGAGUAAUUUUUUUUUCAAACUGCAGUCGAUCCUGCUGGGGGAUUACAGAAUUUUUGGGAAGGAUAUUAGAAUUUUGGUGGAAAACUACAGUCUGAAUAAGUAAAUUUGACAUUCCUCGUUGUCAAUUGCAUGAGAAAUAGAAAAAAAAAGGUUUACCCCUAGUUUUCAUGAUGUCUAGUAGAAUAAAGUGAUAAGGAGUUAUGGAAAAUGUUUUUCUACGGUCGAUCGCAUAAAGUGAGGGAUUCGGUUGAUUGUUUCAGUGUUCAUGUCACAAAAAAAAAUGAGAAAUUGUAAAAACCAAAUGUUAAAAUGUGUUAGAUAAUGGCGAAAAUAUUAGAAAAAAUAUAUUUGGGGAUGGGGGAGGUGAAGGGGAAUUUUUGAGAGAUUUAUGAAGGAAUUAUUACGCAUCCUAGGGUAUUUGCAUGUUAAGAUUAUGUCAAGCUGAAGCACUUGACAGUAUCGCCAGGUCACAAUCUUCGCGUUGUUAUCGUCGCUGAGAGGAUUUAUGUAUUUUUCACAUUUUUGACAGUAAUGUAUUAUCUGUAAUUGCUCGUUAAUAAUCUCAUAAUCUCCGGUGAGAUAGGCCUCUUUUAUAUCUGAUUCGACGUGGCUGUCAGCCUGGGAUUGGGUCUCGUGGAAUUCUAGAAAUCACUAGGGAAUCAAUGAUCCUUCGAUGGAAAUCGCCAAUUCAGAUUACGAGGGGAAUUAAUUUUUUACUCGUCUUUAUCGAAGACUUGUUCAUCCCAGUCUAUCUUGUUUAUUACAGAUAUAUUUUUUAUUCUCACACAUACUUCAAUUAUUUUUUAUCCAGAAUGUUAUAAACAGGAUCAUCACAAUUUAAUCAAUCGUUUAUGUUGAACUGUUUAGAGAAUAAUAAGGGAGAAAUUCAUUUAUAUUGAGCAAAAAUUUUAUAGAGAAUAUAAUUGUACAAAAGAUGCAGUGUAAAUCGCUAUUUUCGCAUAAUCUUUUUUUUUUUUGUCAUGAGACGAAUGGAGGAGGUGAUAUUGUAAUUAAAUAUAUCGAAGAACAGAAUAAAGUGCUAUUUUGAAAGAGUA
This is a messenger RNA of Fopius arisanus, 2486 nucleotides long. It is a transcript of the gene Gs2, whose product is annotated as glutamine synthetase 2. Gene Ontology annotation, cellular component: cytoplasm. Lineage: Eukaryota; Metazoa; Arthropoda; Insecta; Hymenoptera; Braconidae. The transcript is spliced from 3 exons. Bases 328 to 1437 code for a protein of 369 amino acids. Gene Ontology annotation, molecular function: glutamine synthetase activity. The record is from RefSeq and is a predicted model, not a curated record.